Molecule: messenger RNA, 1854 nt
Organism: Aspergillus homomorphus CBS 101889
Lineage: Eukaryota; Fungi; Ascomycota; Eurotiomycetes; Eurotiales; Aspergillaceae
Product: tellurite-resistance/dicarboxylate transporter family protein
Exons: 1
Coding region: 350-1543 (397 amino acids)
Biological process (GO): malate transmembrane transport
Cellular component (GO): membrane
Molecular function (GO): malate transmembrane transporter activity
Source: RefSeq, a predicted model, not a curated record
ACACUUGGCGACACUGUAUGCUCCAUAUCUUCGAACGAUAGUAGCUAGAGCGCUAGCAGAAACCCAGAGUCGUGGGGCCCUAUCAAAGCCCCAAUGGAUAGGGGCUGAUGCAGGCUGAUGCUAUAUCUGUGCUGCUGCGCUUCUAUACUGUCUCUGUGGUCCAUACUCAUUGGAUUUAUUGACUUAUUCGAUCUGGCUGUGUUAGUCUCAUCGCGGACCUUCACUUGGGCCUGAAUGCAGCCAUAUAACUCCUUGUCACUCGUUCUCUACUGAUAUAAUUUGCUUCAUCUCCAUUAGAGAUCCAUUGAUACAGUCGUCAUUCUUCCUCUUUCUCUCCCCAAUAUACAGUAUGCUCGAGCAAUACCCGCCCCCCGGCACAUCCUGCUCGGACCUGACAACAUAUCAUCAUGAGCUGAAAACGUCCAAAUACUCUAGCUCUAACCAUGUGUCUCUUCGGGACCGUUUGCGUCAUUUCACCUGGGCCUGGUACACUUUGACGAUGAGCACCGGCGGCCUGGCCCUCUUGCUUGUCAGCCAACCCUACUCCUUCCCCGGAUUGAAAGAGAUUGGACUUGCAGUCUAUAUCAUCAACCUGGCUUUCUUUGCGCUGCUGGGCAGCCUCAUGGCCACUCGUUUCAUCUUCCACGGCAACUUUCUUGACUCGCUCCGGCAUGACCGGGAGGGUCUUUUCUUUCCCACUUUCUGGCUUUCCAUCGCAACUAUAAUCACUGGUCUCUACCGCUACUUCGGCGACACUACACAGCCUGCAUUCAUCUAUGCCCUCGAGGUCCUCUUCUGGCUCUAUUGUGCCUUCACACUGACCACAGCCGUCGUCCAAUAUUCCUUCGUUUUCACAGCCCAUCAUUAUCCUCUUCAGACAAUGAUGCCCUCGUGGAUCCUCCCCGCUUUCCCUAUUAUGCUCAGCGGCACCAUCGCCUCGGUGAUCGCUGAACAGCAACCCCCGCGCGCUGCUAUUCCUAUGAUCGUGGCAGGCACUACCUUCCAAGGCCUUGGCUUUUCCAUCAGUUUUCUCAUGUACGCGCACUACAUCGGACGGCUCAUGGAGACAGGCCUUCCGUCCCGGGAACACAGACCAGGGAUGUUCAUCUGCGUUGGGCCCCCGGCAUUCACAGCGCUUGCCCUAAUCGGCAUGACCAACGGUCUCCCUAAGGAUUUAGAAGUCCUUCAGAACCAGCACCCCUUCCAAGACGCACAUAUACUUCAGCUCCUUGCCAUCGCGACGGGCGCCUUUCUGUGGGCCCUCAGCCUCUGGUUUUUCAGCAUUGCCGUCAUCGCCACGAUCCGCCUUCCACCUACAGCUUUCCACCUCAACUGGUGGGCCAUGGUUUUCCCGAACACAGGCUUUACGCUAGCGACCAUCACCCUGGGCAAAUCUUUUGAUAGUCCCGGCGUCAAGGGUGUCGGGUCCGCCAUGUCCAUCUGCAUUGUAGGCAUGUGGCUCUUCGUGUUCGUAAGCAAUAUCCGUGCCGUCGUAAAGCGAGAGAUUGUCUUUCCCGGCAAGGACGAAGAUGUGUCCGAGUGAACAACCAUUUUUCCUCCACUUCUCGAUUUCAUAGAAUUUGUCACUUUCUUUCUCACGCUUCCCUUUUUAAGGGCGAGCCUCUCAUCUACGUGAUCCAUACGCUGGAUAGAAGCCCUUUUGCGUCUCAUCUACUUGAGCAGUCAUUUAGCUAUCUUACUUCUUGAGCAUCUCGGGCGUUGGAUGUUGCUCCAAAUUCCUCGGUGCAUUUUCAGUUAUUGUGUGAUUAGCCGGGUUCCUACAUAUAUUAGACUUGUUGAGCGUUGUAAAUGACAUUGUCACAUAAUGAUACAAGAGCUUAAAGCCGAUCCCAC